Messenger RNA from Trichobilharzia szidati, 1668 nucleotides. NCBI's taxonomy places the organism in Eukaryota, Metazoa, Platyhelminthes, Trematoda, Strigeidida, Schistosomatidae. The record is from the annotation of a GenBank genome assembly.
AUGGCUUUACCGCUGACCGAUUCUUCUCAGUCGUUAAUGAUGAUCCAUGACAGUAGGCCCGUUGAAGUGAUAAAGAAGAAAUUCACCCCACGACGUCGUUUACCAUUUCUGCGCGGUGGUGGUCCUAAUCAGAAUAAUGCUAAUAAUAAUAAUAAUAGUGGUGUUAGCUGCAAUAUUACUCCUACUACCACUGAUGUUCCGCAAUCACUUAAACUGAAAGCAUUGGGUAACAGUAGUGGGGGUAGUAGUAGCAGUCUUCUACCCUCUGUAGGUCGAUUCAGUUCAUCCUUAUCUACAAAUCUGUCAGCUGUUACUGCUGAUAUUGAUUCAACUGCAGCACAAGAAGAAAAGGCCCAACGAGAAUUAGAAAUGAUACUUGGUCGGCAUGCACAAAUACAACCACAACAAGGCAGCAGCGGUGGAGGAGUUAACCCUGAUCAGUACACUCUACCUAACGUAUUCGGUCAACAUGUCCUGAUACAAUUUGAAGAUUUUGCAAAUCAUAAUGCUUUUCGAUUAUUACAAAAAUAUGCACCCAUCUAUAGUACAUUUAACGAUGAUAUCCAAGGUACAGCAUCUGUCGUAUUAGCUGCAUUGCUAGCUUCAUUAAAGUUAACUGGUCGUAAAUUGACAGAGGAAAGCAUUGUCUGUUAUGGUGCUGGGGAAGCAAAUCUUGGCUUUGCCCACCUAGUUUGUUUAGCGUUGAAUAAAUGCUAUGGUUUAACAAUGGAAGAAGCACGUCAGCAUAUCUACCUGAUUGACAGUAAAGGUCUAAUUGUUGAAGGUCGUAAAUCUGGUGGUAUCAAUAGUCAUAAACUCCAGUUUGCUCGUCCAUCUGGAACACCGGAAUUAACAUCGCUAGCAGAAAUUAUCAAGUAUUCAAAGUGUACAUCGUUAAUUGGUGCUGCUGCUAUACCAAAAGUCUUUGAUGAGCAUAUUUUAAAUCUAAUGGCUGAAAUGAACGAGAAACCAGUUAUUAUGGCAUUGAGUAAUCCAACACUGAAAGCAGAGUGCACCGCUGAAGAAGCCUAUCUGUAUACACAUGGUAGAUGUGUAUUUGCCAGUGGUAGUCCAUUUCCAUCGCUUACUUUAACACCUGAACAAUAUCCUCAAUUGAAAGCUUCAAUAACGCGGUGUCCAGGACAAGCAAAUAAUUCGUAUAUAUUUCCAAGUGUUGCUUUAGCAAUAGUCAGUGGAAAAAUAUUUCCUGUAACUAAUGAAGAUUUUCUGAUUGCUGCUCAAACCCUUGCCAGUUUAGUAUCAGAAUCUGAUUAUGCUGUGGGACGUUUAUUCCCCCCGCUGACUGAUAUCAAACGUGUUUCUGCACAGAUGGCGGUACAAAUUGUCAAGAAUGCUAGUCAACAAGGUCGUUGUUAUGCUUUGAAAUCAAAUGAUUUAACAAUUGAAGAGUUAAUAUCAAAUUUCUCGUAUUAUCCACGGAUGAAUUAACUAUCUGUAUGCAUUCGUGUGUGUGUGUGUCUGUUGGAUUCAUUUAUUUCAUGUUCGAUGUGACAAUUAUAAUUCACCUAUGAGAUAACUUAAUAAUGAUAUUAGAGAAAAUUAACUAUACGAUACUUUCUUAUUGUUCAGCUUAUUUUCUUGAAAAUUUAAUUUCAUCUCAUGUAUUAAAUAUUUUUGAAAUGAAAAUGAUUUAUUGAAACAAGAAAA